CCACUGCUGCUGGAGGGUUACCACAUGUCAUUUACAGCUCUGAGUGCUUUCUGGUGCCAUAGCAGCCACGCCCGGGCUUUUCUGUGUCACAGAUGGCAAUCUAAAAACACAAUCUGCCGAGCACAAAAAGGCAAGGCCACAAAAGAAAUUAGGUUCAUCAGAUGAACACGUCCUAAUCCUGUGCCUCUCAGAACUGCAUCAUUUCUACCAUUUGAUCAGCUGAACAUCUGGGACGUGUGUGUGUGUGUGUGUGUGUGUGUUUGUGUGUUUGUGUGUGUGUGGAUUAGCAGUUUCUGAGGCAGAUGUGUCAACUGAAUUUUUUGUUCCAUCAUGGCUGGAUUAUCAAUGAACACAGCACAGUUGUCUUCAAUGGAACGUCCACAGCCGGGUCCGUCGUCUUCAGAAUGAAUUCCUGCCCUUCACUCCCAGCAGUGUGGGUAAUCCUAUUGUUUGACACAGCCAGCUUUAAUGAAGACGCUGACCUGCUAACAUUCUAGCAAAAGGGACCCUCUCCGACAAGUAUGGGGUCACCAUGGAAACCAUUCCUCCUCCUGUCCAUCAUCAGUGGCCUUUCAGACUUUGCAAGAGCUGUUGCUGCGCGGCCAAUAUCAUAUUCAGCUGUCCUUCAAAUGAGACAAGACAGCUCUUCACCGGUGCUCAGCUCCCGCAGCCGACCUCGACAACUGCACAGUGGUGGGCCGGUGCCUCUCGACUGGUCUGCUUUCUCCAGUCACCCUCUGUCAGCCCUGAGUCUGCUCAGCUCUCAGGAGGAGCACAGGACUGAAGAUACUGAAGAAUUUGGACCUGUUUUUACCCGGGAACCAGAUGAUGUUAUUUUUCCUUUAGAGUCCGAUGAAAAGAAAGUGAUGUUGCAUUGUGAGGCACGGGGAAACCCACCACCCACGUACAGUUGGUACAUCAAUGGAACUAAAGUAGACUCAAAGACAGACUACCGCUACAGCUUCAUCGACGGAGACCUAAUUAUUACAAAUGCAAGUGAGAUCACAGACUAUGGAAAGUAUCAGUGUCAAACCGAGAACAGUUUUGGGACUCUCCUGAGCCGAGAUGCUCUACUACAGUUUGCAUAUCUUGGAGCUUUCGGUACCCGAGCCCGAGGUGGGGUUUCUGUGCGUGAAGGUCAAGGUGUGGUGCUGAUGUGCACCCCCCCACCUCAUUCACCAGAGAUCAUUUACAGCUGGGUGUUUAAUGAGUUCCCCUCGUUUGUUGCUGAGGACAGCCGGCGCUUCAUCUCGCAGGUGACGGGGAACCUGUACGUCUCCAAGGUGCAGCCCUCCGAUGUUGGGAGCUACAUCUGUCUGGUGAAGAACACGGUGACGAAUGCGAGGGUUCUGAGUCCUCCAACUCCUCUGACACUGAAAACUGACGGUGUCAUGGGUGAAUAUGAGCCUAAAAUCGAAGUGCAUUUCCCAACAUCUGUUCUGGCUGCCAAAGGAGUGACUGUCAGGCUGGAGUGCUUUGCUCUCGGAAAUCCGGUGCCAACAAUCACAUGGAGGAAGAUAAAUGGCAACAUCCCCAAAAAGGCACGCCUUCGCAAGUCACAGGCUGUACUGGAGAUUCCCAAUAUUCAGCUGGAGGAUUCAGGAACUUAUGAAUGCAAAGCUGAGAAUCCGAGAGGAGGAACUGUUUUCAAAGGGCAUCUGCAGGUCUACACCCUCCCUCAGUGGGUCAGAAUGAUUAAUGACACUCAGAUGGAUAGUGGAGAGAAGCUCCAGUGGGAGUGUAAGGCCAUCGGGAGGCCUCGGCCCACCUAUCGCUGGCUUCGUAAUGGUUUGCCCUUGACAUCCCAGGGUCGAGUUGAAACCGUGAAUGGGGAACUGACCAUUCACAAGGUGCAGCAGACGGACUCGGGAAUGUACCAGUGUGUCGCCGAAAACAAAUAUGGCGCUGUCUACUCCAACGCUGAGCUGAAGAUUUUAGCAUCAGCACCUGCCUUCGUCACCAAUCCAGUUCGGGUCAUAGCCACCCUCGGGAAAGACGUGUCUCUGGAAUGCAAACCGAGAGCAUCGCCCAAACCCCGGAUAACGUGGAAGAGAGGAGACAGAAGGAUCCAGCCAAAUAAAAGGAUUUUGUUGUUACGAAACAACACUUUGAAAAUUGUUAACUCCAGCCGAGCAGAUGAAGGGAACUACGUGUGCCGGGCAGAGAAUCAGUUGGGCUCGGCAGAGAUGACUGCCACACUGUGGGUAAAAGAGGCCAUGCGUGUGGCGCUCAGCCCGAGCCGAGUGGAGGUGACCGUCGGGGAGAGUGUGGUGCUGAGCUGCAAGGCCACGCACGACACGUCGCUGGAUGUGGCUUUCCAGUGGUCCUUCAACCAGAAACCAAUCAGCUUUCAACAAGACGGCAGCCACUUCGAAUCCAUCCAAACAGUAAGAGCAAGACAGUCCUCGACGGUGGAUCUGAUGAUUAGGAGCAUUUUGUUGAAGCAUGCUGGGAAGUAUGGAUGCAGAGCCCAGACCAGUGCCGACACGGUGUUUGCAGAAGCAGAGCUCCUCGUGCGAGGACCUCCUGGACCCCCCGGAGUGGUGAUAGUAGAGGAGAUCACAGACACCACAGCCACCUUGUCUUGGAGUCGUAGCCUUGACAACCACAGCCCUAUCAGCACCUACAAUUUACAAGCCCGAAGCCCCUUUUCAUUAGGGUGGCAAACUGUCAAAACAGACCCGGACCCGGUGACUGGGGUCAUGGAGUCAGCUGUGGCGGUGGAGCUGAACCCCUGGGUGGAGUACGAGUUCAGAGUGGUGGCAAACAACGCGAUCGGGACGGGAGAUCCCAGUGCGCCGUCUAGAAAAGUCAGGACCAAAGAAGCAGUUCCUGCUGUGGCGCCAUCAAAUGUUAGUGGAGGAAACGGCCGCAGGCACGAACUGGUCAUCUCGUGGGAGCCCGUAUCUGAGGAGUUCCAGAAUGGGGAGGGCUUUGGGUAUAUCGUUGCGUUUCGGGCCAAUGGGACCAGAGGCUGGAAGGAGAAGAUGGUGACCUCAGCGGAUGCGACCAUGUACAAGUACAGGGACGAGACGUUUCCUCCUCUCACCCCGUUUGAAGUGAAAGUUGGCGUGUACAACAAUAAGGGGGAUGGGCCGUUCAGCAAAGUUGUCGUCAUCCACUCUGCGGAGGGAGAGCCAAGAGAAGCGCCGUCGGACGUGAAAGCUUACAGCAUUUCUUCCUCAGAAAUCAGGGUGACCUGGAAACCGCCAAAUCCCGGCCCUGGCAGACCCAGAGGAUAUGAGCUCAGCUACUGGAAGGAAUCAGAGCAGGAAGAGUCGGGGAAGAAACAGCACACAGUGAAAAACGAAACAUCCAUGGUUCUGACAGGACUGGAUGGAAACAGUGUUUAUCUUAUUACAGUAAAAGGCUUCAACAACAUCGGCCAGGGUCCUGCCAACGGUCCUGUCUCAGCCAAGACAAGAAAAUCUCCUCCUGCUCAGCCUCCUACCAACCUUAUGUGGAUUCAGGAAGGCAAUAACAUUUCAUUAAGCUGGGAUCCAGUGAAGGCAAAAGACAAUGAGUCUGACGUCAUCGGGUACAUGGUGUUACUCAAACAGGAGGGCCGAGGUCACAUCCAGGUGACAAGAACCAUUAACCCUUCCACCAUGCUCUCACUGCCAGAGGGGGGCACUUACACCAUUGAUGUGCGCGCCCUCAGUGAAGGUGGAGAGGGAGCCUUAACCUCCCAAGUUCGAGUUGUCACCUCCUCUGGCGUUCGAGCAAAAAACCACCAGUGCUCAGUGCACUGUCUGCUACAGAGCCUAACAUGGACAGCACUACUCCUGGUUUUACUGGUGCCUUCAGCCUCUUGGUGAGGAAACUGUGCUAUUCUCACAUGUAUGAAAGGCAGGGGGGCACCAGUCUCCUGCUCCCUAACUCCCUCUGACUGCCUGAUUGCUUUGGCCUUACCCAUCUGAAAGGGCCCGAGGCGUGCCGACAGGGGGGUUGAGUCUGCCGGUUAACAUGAAGCUCGUCCGAGUCCCAUCUUUUCCUCUUCCUUAUUUAUUUUGAGGCCCGGAUGUUUUGAUUUUCGCACAGUUCUUUCCGAACGUCACAGUCGUGUUGAACCAUAGUGUACUUUGUGUAGAAAGAUUUUGUUUAAUCAUUUAUUUUAACAUUCUGUGCCCCUCUCAUUGACUGGCAUCUAAACCACUUGCAGACAGCUCCUGCAGCUCUGUGGACCCACGGAGCAUGAACAAUUCCUUGAAAGCUGCUGUGGUGGUAACACAGGGAUCAGCCGGCCUGUUUCUUUUCAUUACUCAUCUGCAUCAAUUUACCCCUUGGCUGCCUAACAGCAAUGCAGCAGAAGCUCAGUAGAAAUAAGUGCAUUGUUUUCUUAUUCAUACGCUGAGAAGAAGAAGAAAAAAAACAUUUUUAUAUGGACUCGAGAAUCUUACUAUUUCCAGAUUUGCUUUUUGUACAUUGUGUUACCUUUAGACAAAUACCAGUGGUGUGUAACAGCGAUGUCCAACUCUGUUUUUUGGUAGUGAUAAAGCAAUGCUUGGUGAUACGUUUGUUGGAUGUAUGGAAGUAGGAAACAGGUACUUAACCUUUAGUGCCCAAACUUCUGGAUAGACAAAGACAACUCUGUACGGACUCCUGGUGUCAGUACAAAUAAAUGUGAUGUAUAUUUUUUACAUA
This is a messenger RNA of Austrofundulus limnaeus, 4644 nucleotides long. It is a transcript of the gene cntn5, whose product is annotated as contactin 5. Bases 522 to 3818 code for a protein of 1098 amino acids. The transcript is spliced from 24 exons. Gene Ontology annotation, molecular function: cell-cell adhesion mediator activity. The record is from RefSeq and is a predicted model, not a curated record. Lineage: Eukaryota; Metazoa; Chordata; Actinopteri; Cyprinodontiformes; Rivulidae. Gene Ontology annotation, biological process: axon guidance; brain development; cell-cell adhesion. Gene Ontology annotation, cellular component: axon; plasma membrane.